Molecule: messenger RNA, 4664 nt
Organism: Patella vulgata (common limpet)
Lineage: Eukaryota; Metazoa; Mollusca; Gastropoda; Patellidae
Exons: 6
Coding region: 126-3698 (1190 amino acids)
Biological process (GO): anatomical structure morphogenesis
Cellular component (GO): cytosol
Molecular function (GO): protein binding
Source: RefSeq, a predicted model, not a curated record
ACUAGGAAUAGCCCACAAUAAUUUCUUCUGCUAUUUAUUUUUUAUAUUGUAAUUUGGAAAGAUGCUCACCUUUUUUUUCAUGAUGACAAUAGAAUUUUAGUCACAUUAUCACUAAAACUAAAGCAAUGUCAUCUAAUGAAAUAGUUGCCGCCUUGAAAUUAUUAUCAAGCUCGUCAGAGAAACAUAUUUUCAAUGGAAUGGUUGCUAUCCGAACCAAAAUUAUGAAAAGUAAAAAUGGAGAAAAACAGCUGAUAUCUAAAGGUGUUAUCGGAAAACUCCUGUCAAUUUUAAACAAACAGGAUGUGACUCAGAAAAAGAAUAAAAUAAUAGAUAUUGCCCUUAGUAUUCUAGGCAAUUUUUGUAUGGAAGAAGAAGCACGCGCUGAUGUAUUGAAAGUUCCUUAUGGUAUAAAUUGUAUUUGUAAUUGUGUUAUUGAAUCCCCAUGUAGCAGUAUACAAAACAGAGCAGCUAGAACAUUGGCUAAUCUAGCCUUGACUCCACUGAUUGUUGUUAGAAUAUUUCAGACAGACGUUUUGCCUCAACUUGUGAAACUAUUAAUAGAAUCAAAGAAUAAAGAAAGUCAGUUGAUCUAUUGUAGAGCUCUUAGGUUACUUGGUGCUAGCAAUACAGGAAAGGAAAAAUUGUUAGAUGAAAAUGGAGUGUUUGCUGUAGCUAAGUUAAUGUCCAGUGAAGAUGAAGAUGUUAUGAGGAACAGUUUAAGGACUGUGUCUGAACUUUCUGUAUCAGGAUGUUCAUACAAAUUUGCGCGACAGAUCUUAGCUGCUGGUAUUAUCAACAUCAUGGUAGAUCAGAUACAUCACAAAGAUUGCAGCAUUUCCCAUCAAGCUCUGUCUACUGUAAUACGAUUGACAGAAUUUGAAUAUAUUCGUCCUGUGAUUGGUUCAGCAGGGGGAAUAACCCUGUUCAUUACACUGUUGACUGAUACCAGACAACAUGUUGAUAAGAUUAAAGUAAUGAAUGUUUUAUGCUUAUGUGGAAAAGAAUCUGUAAAUCGUGUUAAAAUACGUGAAAAUGGCGCUUUAGAAAUUCUGCUAUCUGCUCUAAAUGGUGUUGAGUAUCAGAGACUCCAUGACAGAAUUAUUAGCAGUUUCUUAAGUUAUUUGUAUGAUGAACCGAGUCUUAAUCUGUUGCUGGAAAAUGGGUUAAUCGACAUUCUGUUGAGACAUUUAGAGAGAUGCACUGAAUUCACUUCAUCUACCAUAGUUAUAAGUUUCAGUGAGAAAUUUUUGGCACUUGAAGACUCUGAUAAAGAUACCGUCAACACAUCCGCUAAACUCCAACAUAUUAAGGCUCGUCCUAAACAAAUACCCAAACGGUGCAAAUCUAAAGAUGUAAGAAAGAAUAUGGACAAAAUUGUGGACGAUCUUCCAUCUUCAUCUACCUCAAUGGAUGAUUCAAAACCAAGCACCUCAAGAGUGAAACAUACUUCGGGUGGACUCUCUUUAAUUGCAGAAUCUCCAGCAAGUACAGACCUCAACAUUCCUAGGACAAGUUCAAUAGAGAUCACUCCAACAAAAAAAUCAAGCCAUAUUUACAGUAUAGAUAGUCCAACAUACGAGAAUCAUUCGUGGGAACCCUCAUCAUUAAGUGGAGGCAUUACAUGUAAACAGAGCUUCUCAUCUGGAGCAGGUACUUCAGGUGGUCAAUCACCAUACAGUCCUUUAAGUCAUGAUUCUUAUUAUUCUCCAGGUGUAUCAUCACCUUCCUACAGCAUUCCAUCACCUGCUAGUCCCGAUUUACCAUACUCUACAGUGUGGAGUCAACCAUAUCGUAGUGAUAGUCAUGAAGACUUAUCCCCCUUUAGCAGUAGUUCUGUGCUAGGUGGAGCUGAUGUUGGAACUCCUGCCUCGGCAUGGACCUUUUCUUCGUCAGAUGAUGAGGAUAUUAAUAAUGUUGAUGAUUCAAGUAAUAUAAAUAAUGCUGACAUUACUGAUAGAACAUCACCAGUAACAGAUCAAAUUCAUGACAACAUAAAUAUGUCUGCAGACAUCAAGGACAAGAUUGAAACAAUGAUUGAAUCCGAUGAAUCUGAUGAAAUGUCAACUGUUAGUGAUGCUUGCAGUAAUCUUAGCUUAACGGAAAAUAAAUCAACAGUUGCAGAACAUCCUAAAGCAUUAACUACAGAUAAUAAGGAUAUGACCUCUGAAAGAUCUCUCAAACAUAAAAGAACUCCAUCUGAAGAGAAUUCAGAGACAGAAGUUCAACCAAAGAGACAGAAGAGAUCGGCUAAAAGACAUGCUGCCUCCAAAAUAACAGAAUCCAAUAUAUUGAUCUUAUUGUCACGAUUUUCCGUUAUCAAUGAUCCAUCACAAUAUCUGGUGACUCCUAGGGUUUUAUCAUGUAUACUGGAUUAUAUUCGCGAGGUUCCCGGUGCACAAUCACGAUCAGUACGAACUAUGUCCAGGAUUUUAAGGGAUCCCUUGUGCUUGAACAGUUUGUUGAACAUAGGAGCACCAGCCAUUAUUUAUCAGAAACUUGUCUUAAAUAAUGAAGGUGUUGAUUGUUCAGAUGUCAGAUCUUUAGUCUCCAAAUCUAAGCGCCGGUCCUCACUAGAAUCUACCUCUUCGUGGCUGAGUCCAUUUUCUUCUCCGAGACAGUCUAUCAGUGAUUUUUCUCCGGAUCCAUCUGGAAAGAAAUGGAACUUCCCAACUGACCCAGGGUCACCAACCAGUUCUACUGCAAGUCUAGAUUAUAGUGUGGCCAGUCCUCAUUUUAAAAAAGAAGAAAAGGAAGAACCACCUAUAGACGUAACACAGACUGGUGUAGAAUUUCUGCGUGAUCUGAGUUUUACUGCUGAGUCCCCAUUUGGCCAAGGGGCCAUAACUCAUACUUUACUUAGGAAAACUAAAGCUGAACGACUAGCCUGUUGUCUUUCUCUUCAAUUCUUAUGUUGGAGCUCCAGUAUGCAAGAUCAUUUUUUGGUGAAACAUUUCACCCUAGAUUCUUUAUUGAAUGUUAUUCAGUCAAACGUUAACCAUGCCAUGCUACCUCAUAUUGUCAAUGGACUCAACUUCCUUGCACAUAUGUCAAAUAUGAAAAGAAAACUGAAGAAGGAAGAUAAUGUGUCUUUUCCGGUGGUUUUCUUGCCACCAGUUCUUGAUGAGCAGACGUGUCCAUACUGGAAUUGUAAUCAUGAUGUUUUUUUUAUGGUAGGGAAUGAACAGUUUGGGGGAAAUCGUGAAAUACUAGUCAAACAAUCGCCAGUAUUUGCUGCCAUGUUGGAAGGACAUUAUUGUGAAUCCAACCAAUCAGAAAUCAGCAUGCAAGAUACCUCUCAAGAUGCAUUUCUGUUUAUUUUACAUUAUUUUCAUGGUUGUGGGUUGUGUUGUCCAAUUUUAGCUGCACCUCAUAAAGAGACAAAAAACUUAGAAUUCUGGGAAAAUGUGUUGACUCUAGCUGAUCGGUAUUUAUGUCAGUUACUAUCUGAAUACCUUAUUUGGUUAAUAGCAUCAACAUACCUGACCUUUGACAUCUAUUUUCAUAUCUUUAUGUACUCUAUAUUCCACAAUUUUACAAGUUUGACAAAUGAAUGUGUCAGGAUGAUGUUUUCUGCUGAGCAGCCAGUUGUUUUGAAAGCAGGUAUUGUUAAGAAUAUUAUCAAGAAUAAUGGAGCUGGAUUAUUAUGUAAUUCAAUUAAAUCUGUUUUCCGAGAAUGUAUUGGUAAAAAUUUUACAUAAUUAAUGAUAUUUUAGAUUUGAUAUAUAUUAUUAGUACAGUGUACUUAUAAAACCAGAAAUUUUUUCAAGGUGGAUAGAAAGAAGUAGGCUUAUCAGCUAAGGGAGGUCCUGUGUGCAUUUAUAUGUCCACUCAAUUUGACUUUUGAAUCAUGAUGGGAAUAAUCUGUGGGAGUGAAGAAUACUGGGAUGACCACUCUAGAUCAUGGGAAGAAAGAGUAAAAUGCCACUGCCAUUCGCUAUUCGUGUUAGAUGGACUUAUAUAUAUAGCUUGUCUAUAUUGGGCUAAAAUUUGAUAUUUUUGUAAUGAGCAGGGCAUAUCUAGUGAUUAUAGAUUUUCUCCUAGUCCAUUUAUUUGAUAUUAAUAUGUUCUGUUCUCUACUACUACUUCUAACUGUAAUUGAAUAUUGUUAUGUUAAUAUAUCUCAUGAAUUUUGAAAAUUAAAUUAUUGAAAUUGUAUAUAAUGUAUGUGACAGAUAAAUUAAAAAUAUAUUACAUAUUAUCAUAAUGUUAAGUAUUGUUAAGAAACAAUGUCAUUAACAUACAUGUAUAUAGAAUUUUUCAUAUGUUAAUGUAGCCAUAUAUUGUCAUCACCUGUCUGUCAAAACUUACUUGCACUAGUCUAUAGUACCAAUUCUGCAGCCUUAUUGAUUUCGAUUGUUUUUAUACGCCCUCAUCAAUUAGUAGCAGCAUUAUUGACCUUUUAUUUAAAACUUGCAUGGAAUUGAACCAACAUGUAAAUUAGAGAGUUAUACAGAGCUAUAAUCACUCUGCAGGUAAAAGGUACCUUACUGAGUUUCUGUUUUUCAAAGCUUUCUUUCCAAUGCAAUCUAAGUCUUUCCACAAAAUGUAAACAAUUUAACUAAAAUUGUGCAUUUAAACUGACUGCUAAAUUGACUAUUUGCUGAAGUCAUUGUUUCUUGUAAACACCAACUGUUUGUUACUAGAUAUUAAAAAGUGUUAAGUUU